Molecule: messenger RNA, 642 nt
Organism: Pyrenophora tritici-repentis Pt-1C-BFP
Lineage: Eukaryota; Fungi; Ascomycota; Dothideomycetes; Pleosporales; Pleosporaceae
Source: RefSeq, a predicted model, not a curated record
AUGGCAAUUCAGAAAGAUACUGUCCCGAUGGACAUUGACUAUGUUGACUCGCCUCCCUCGCCGACCAAGAGUGAAUCGACCCAGAGCAGCACCCUCUCCUACACAGACGAUUUUGAGACCUUGCCCUCGAACGGCCCGAACAGCCACGCACACAUCAUCAAUCUUGGCGAUUAUGUCUACAGCAAGGAAGAAGGCGCGGUUAAACUUCAAGACGCUGUAGUUACGACGCUCUUCAACACAUCGCCGGAUACGCUGAAGUCCUUCCUCAACCCCAAUGUCAACAUUUUUAAAGCGGUAUUCGGCAAGAAAGACGUCCAGUUGGUCAUCUGGCGCAAGGGCUUGGAGGUCUUCGUCGGCACUUUCGAGCAUCACACCUCGAUGAAGGCAUAUCGUUUUGAGCGCGUCGCCGGCUUUCUCAUCCGUAACGAUGGCUCCUGGCAUCUCAAGGCCACUGCCAGUAAUUCCUAUUCCGCUGCCAAGUGGCUAGACGUUUGGGCCGGCAAGUUCGAGUGCCACGGCGGCGUUGCCAAGAUGACUGUCGAGUUUGGCGAGGUGGAGAUGGCCAAGAGCGCGUCAGCUUUGGCAGUUGCUAUGAUCGGCGGCAAUUACUGGGAGUUGAAGACCGACGUCAAGACGACUUGA